Phytophthora sojae is the source of this 267-nucleotide messenger RNA. RefSeq lists its product as hypothetical. The record is from RefSeq and is a predicted model, not a curated record. The annotation marks the transcript as partial. Lineage: Eukaryota; Oomycota; Peronosporomycetes; Peronosporales; Peronosporaceae. The transcript has a single exon.
AUGGAAGGCCAUGAUUGGGAGAAGUUAGAGCGCACCGUGCGCGAGAUUCGCGACAAUACCGUCACCGCACGCUCACGCGCCACGUACCAGAACUCGUACUGCCGUUUCCUUGCUUGGCUUGUCCGCAACAAGCCGCACCUCGCACCCCAGCCAUUUCUCGAAGCCCUCGGUAAUACGGCUGACGGAAGCCUGCAGCAGCUGCGCACUACGAUCAAGGCCCUCGUCACCCAGGAUCGCCGUAUUGUCCCUCAGGACUUUGCGGCAGUA